Suillus clintonianus is the source of this 914-nucleotide messenger RNA. RefSeq lists its product as uncharacterized. The coding region runs from base 1 to 636 and encodes 211 amino acids. The record is from RefSeq and is a predicted model, not a curated record. The transcript is spliced from 7 exons. NCBI's taxonomy places the organism in Eukaryota, Fungi, Basidiomycota, Agaricomycetes, Boletales, Suillaceae.
AUGUACUUCUCCACAGUUCGCAAUCGCAGCGCGGCCCUUCAGGAUAUGGAUACUGACUCUAAUCCUAAUCAAAGGCAGAAGCAUAAAGGAUCCGGAAAAGCACCCCAGCCUCAUGCAUACCGUAACCCGUUGAUGCCCGUCCAUGUGCUACGUAGUUUCCCAAAGCUACCGGAAACAAGCAGGACCUCGAAAACCUCGUCAGCUACCACUCAGGUCAAUGUUCGGGCACUCGCUGACGCCAACGUGAACGGCAACCAGGCCAUCAGCGAGAGCAUCAAGCGAACGCUACUCUACAGCAAUUCUUUUCACGAGCGGCAACAUCCGAUUGGGAUGGUUGAACGGAUCGUUUCAACAGCUGAUCGGCGGCCACUUUCCCUUCGUGACACCGAACCACCCGCACGAGCAGGCUUGGCGAUUGUCAAGCACCCCCAUAUGCCCUCCAUAACACCAAACUCCACUUGUCCGUCACUUUCGCUGCCCUCAUUGAUUGAAGGCGCGCGCUUUCCCACUGCCAGAAGUUCUUCGGAUCAUCGUCUAUUUGUAUCUGCUUCCAUGCUUGCAUCAAAGGUUAUUUGUGACUAUACUUACUCCAACAAAUCCCGGAUCAUUGCAACAAUUUUUUGUAUGUAUCUUUAGUUUGUGUUUGUAUCUUCCUUAGUUAGAGAGUGAUUAAAUUUAUUUCUGUAUUCCUUAAAUCUCCUUUGCCGCCUGAGGUUUUCCCGAGAGUCUGACAGCGCCGGGGUUGCGGUUAGGCUUGGCGUGUGGCGCGGGAGGGCGGAGGUUAGGUGUGAUAGGCGGAGGGAGACGUGGGGCAUGGUAGGUGCUUAUACACGAACCAGGAAAUACCUUACCGAAGGGUGCUGGAGGUCUUGACAUCUGCUUGUCCCGCACAGCUGGCACUUGGCGCACUAUAG